UUUCCUCUUUCCGUUUGUGAUGGAGAAGACGUGUCUGUGAGGCUGAUGAUGUGGGCCUGUAGAUAUUGGUGUUAAAUCCUCCUCCAGAGAAACACAGAGGUCCUCAUUUCAGAUGGUGUGUUUCUGUUGUGUCGACUCUGCACCCGAUCCUCAGCAUUCCUGAACUAAAGCUGACCUGAUUUCAGUUUGGUCGCUCUGCACCGAGGGACUGUCGGCAGCUAGCAGCUCAGAGUUGCCAUGGCGAUGACCCCCCAUACUGCCGAGGUUGCCCGUCUCUACCAGACCGAGUUUGUCCGCAGUGCCCGGGCAGUGGGCAUGCUCUGGGCCGUGUGCUCCCUGUGCUUCGCCAUCAUCGAGGUGGUCAUCCUGGUGCAGCCCUCCUGGGUGGGCACCAGGAACAUUCAGUACCAGGGAAGAGGACCUGUGCCCAAGACCGGAACGCUCGGACUGUUUGAGGUGUGUGUGGAGUCUGACCGGCUGGUCCCUGAGUGCCGUGGUUCUCUGAGCACCUUGACCCCCCUGCCAGCGUUCCACUCUCCGGCCGUGCUGGUCUGCAUGUCUCUGACCAUGGUCUGGGCCAGUGUUGGAUGCCUCUGCCUUUUCCGCUUCUGCAACGCGGCCACUGUCUAUAAGAUCUGUGCCUGGCUGCAGCUCACUGCAGGUUUCUGCCUGGUGCUAGCUUGUAUGUUGUUCCCUGAUUCGUGGGACUGUGCGGACAUGCGGGACCUGUGUGGGGAGAGAGUGACCAGUUUCUCCCCGGGGAACUGCUCUAUCCACUGGGCCUUCGUCCUGGCCUUGCUGGGGGUCCUGGACGCUGCCAUCUUGGCCACUCUGGCCUUUGUGCUGGGCAACCGACAGGACGCUUUGCUCCCAGAGGACACCAAAGACGUGACUGGGUUUCUGCUGUCUGCAUAACCUGCAUUGUGAGUUGAUCAAACCGCUCAAUAAACUAGAAGAAACCCACUGACUACUCCCCCUAAAAAAUGACAUCAUCACCAUCCAUAUCCUGGUUAGAUGACCCUGCAUGGAAACGGUCACCUGGCAACCGUAGCCCUGCUGCUGUGUUCUACUCCCUGAAAUGGAGGACAAAAAAAAUCCUUAAAGCUACAGAGAGGUUUAGGGAGCAGGGAAAAUGGUGACUCACAGUGUCAAAUAGAAAACUAGUGCCAUUGACUUUUUGCUGUAUGGUCACUUUAUUGGCUAGCGUUAAUUAAUUUAGUGUCGAUAAGAUGAUAUUAUACAUGAGAUAGAGAUAUUUCUAGAUAUCUACAACCAUGUUUCAACGUUCAGUGUUUGAAAGCAUGUUAAUUGUAGCCUUGGAGGAAUCCAGUAGGUGAUAUUAUUGAAUUUAAGAAUGAUUGUCCAUUCCAAUAUGACUGAAUUCCAACUGAUGGUACUUAACUAUGGGAUGUUGAAAAAGGGGGUUAGUCUUAAAAACAUUCCAUUAACUUUGUAGAAUGCUAUAUCCUUGUUCUAAUCAUUAUAGAUAUUUAUUUUUGGUAAUGUUCAUAUUCAGCCUGAUAAUGAGUCAUUUGUCAGAUGAUAUUAUUGUGCAUGUUUGUUUAAAGAUGCAGUCUGGGACUUUAACAAAUGACCAACAGUUGUUUUAAACCUCCCAUUUCGGGCUGGCUGUGUAAUGUGCAUCAUUAAUAAGUAGAAUCACUAGGCCUAUCAUACCUCAGAUAGCUAUGAAAUUCCCAGUUUGAAAGUGAGUGGGUUUGAUGGUAUGUGGUACAUAUCAAAUAAAUAACAGCACACAAUUUUCGGGGACCCGUUUUGGCUCGACGGCGUCACUUACACAACCAGUGGACAAAUAAUCUCUGAAUGCAUCUUUAAUGUCUUCAAAUAUUCUUGUUUACAGUAAAUAGGUAAUAAUACUGUAUUUAUUUUUGUAUAACGAAUUCGCUGUACUGUCACAAAAUUUAAAUAUAUGUACUGGUUAAAAAACUGUAGGCUGAUCAAUCAUGUUUUCACAUAGAAUUUUAUUACUGUGAUCCACGUUUGCGAUAAAAUAUAGUAGGACAGAUAUGUAUUUUUGUACAAGAUUUUUAAACGGCAUAAAUUGGCAAAGCCACAACAAUAAUCGGAAUCACACUUUAUAUCCACAGCCAUGUACGUCACAAGAAAAACGAACACAAAAGAACGUGAGGGAGGGAUUGCUGUAAAUUGCACAUCCAGUAUACAGGUGUUUUGCAUCACAAUAACUCGUGUGUUCAAAGCCACCGGCAAAGCUGCAGGAAAGGAGAACCAUGUAAUUAGAAUCGUCAAAUUUCGAAAGCAAGGUAGCGGAAGCCAGGGUUAUGUUUUAUACAUUAACCAUGGAUACGUUAACGACCCCGUAGCCAUGGCAGCGCAAUAAUGGGAUGUCAGCUGCAGGACAAAGUAUCAAUACUAAUAAUUUAGUCUUUCUAUCGACAACUGGAGAGUACAGAGAGCCCUCUUGCAGGCAGAUGACUGUAAAUAAAUAGCAUCUUAAUUUGAAGUACUAAAUGCAGCAGGAACAGUAAAUGUGAAUUACUCUGAGGAUCUUACUGAAGGAACAUAUGUUUCUCUGUAAGGGAAAUUCAAGUCUGACAUUUUAAAAUGGAAAUUACCAACUUCCAAAGCCGUUUUAAGCAUCAAAUACACUAUGAAUUAUCCUUAAACAUGGUGAUCAAGUUAAAACCCUACAUCUGUAUCAUGGUGUUCACGACUGACCAGUUGUUUAAGUAGAUAACGGUUAUUUGGUCCUGCAUGACCAUUGUGCUUACCUGUUUGUGACAUAACCAGAGAUGUUCAACGUGUAGUCAUAUACAUGCUACGUGUUUACUACUGUUAACUUAAAAUCUAGAAGUUACUGUAACUCAGCAUACAAUCUAGCGAUGAAUAGUAGCUACUUCUCGCUCUGUUUACCAAAUAAAGACUAUACCUACUGAUAA
Messenger RNA from Esox lucius (northern pike), 2918 nucleotides. It is a transcript of the gene lhfpl4b, whose product is annotated as LHFPL tetraspan subfamily member 4b. Lineage: Eukaryota; Metazoa; Chordata; Actinopteri; Esociformes; Esocidae. The coding region runs from base 238 to 915 and encodes 225 amino acids. The transcript has 6 exons. The record is from RefSeq and is a predicted model, not a curated record. Gene Ontology annotation, cellular component: plasma membrane. Gene Ontology annotation, biological process: sensory perception of sound.